AUGCCGCCGAAAAAGCGACGAAACAACAAUCAGCGCUCAACAACAUCUGUCCCUUUAACCGCGGCUUCGGAGGAAGAUGAUGAGAUAAACGAAGAGGAUUAUUUCACAGAUGACGACGAGGAAGAUCAAAAUCAGCAGCGAAAACUUCGAAGUUCAGCAGCAGCCUCUUCUUCGCCUCAAAAAAGGCAUACACCUAGGAAAUUCGAAGCUCCUGAAAACAUCCGAUUAGUCUGGGAGCACACCGAUCUAGAAUAUGAUGAAAAUGAAGAUCUCUUGAAUAUCCAAAUCCCUCCAAAACCCAUCGACAGCGGCAGCAGUGGAAAAACGGAGUAUCGUUUGAUGAUUCAUCAGAUAGUUGUGGAGAAUUUCAAAAGUUAUCGGGGAACUCAAACACUUGGACCGUUUCAUAAGAAUUUGACGAUGAUUAUGGGACCGAAUGGAAGUGGAAAAUCGAAUGUGAUUGAUUCGCUUCUCUUUGUUUUUGGAUUUCGAAGCAAUAAGAUUCGAUCGAAGAAGUUGAGCUCAUUAAUUCAUACGGCGGCUGCAUUAGGAGGCGAGAGAUGCAAAUUUUGUCGAGUCGAGAUUCAGAUGUAUUUUGUCAGAGAUUUAGUGAGUUCAGAGGUUUUUUGUUAGGGAGAAAAAACUUUGAAAACUCAAAAUUCCCCCCUUUUCAGGACGAUGAUCGCUACGAGAUCAAGCCAAAUUCAAAUUUCGCAAUUUCGCGCCAGGUUUUCCUCGAUAAUUCUUCAAAAUACCUGAUAAAUGGAAAAACGGCGAGUCAUAAAGAUGUGGAGGAAUAUUUGAAGAAUAUUGGAAUCGAUCUGAUUCAUAAUCGAUUUUUGAUCUUGCAGGUUGGAUUUUUUGGGGAGGGAAAUUGGGAAAAUCUUGAUUCUUUAUGAAAAAUUCAUGGAAAAUUAGUAUUUUGACCUUAAAUUCAUGAAAAAAAUCAAUUUUCCACGUGGAUUUUUAGGCUCAUAAAAAUAAAGCCUAAAUUUGUUCACCCUAAAAAUGAGACCUAAAUUUUUAAGCCUAAGAAAGAGGCCCUAAAUUUCCACGUGGAUUUCUAGGCUGAUGAAAAUCAGACCUGAAUUUGUCCAGCCUAGAAAAUUAGGCCUAAAUUUCUGAGCCUGAAAAUGAGGCCUUAUUUUCCACGUGAAUUUUCAAGGCCCAUAAAACAAGUCUAAAUUUGCCCACCCUAAAAACGAGGCCUAAAUUUCUCGCCCUAAAAAAUGAGGCCCUGAAUUUCUCGGCCUAAAAAUGAGGCCCUGAUUUUCCACGUGGAUUUCUAGGAUCAUCAAAAUCAGGACUAAAAAAUAGGCCUAAAUUUGUCCAGCCUAAAAACUAGGCCCUAAUUUUCCACGUGGAUUUUUCUUUAAAAAAUCAGGUGUACAUUUUUAAGCGUCAUAAAUAAGGUCUAAAUUUUCCACGUAGCAUUUUUUAAUUUCCUAAAUGGAAAAUUACGAUUUUUGAUACAAAAGAAUUUUCACCCAAAAUUGAUGAAAAAUCAAAUUUUCCACCAAAAAACGCCCCAAUUUUCUCUCAGGGUGAAGUCGAAGCGAUUGCAAUGAUGAAACCCCGUGCAACUCAAAACGGUGAAGAAGGAAUGUUGGAAUAUAUCGAAGAUAUCGUUGGAUCCAAUCGAUUUGUCCCAUUUAUCAGAAAAUUAGAACAUCGUGUUCGACAAAUCGAAAUUCAAACAAAUCAACAAGGAUUAUAUGUGAGAGAAGCGGAAAAAUUGAAAAAAGAGCUCGAACCGCAAGUGAAAAAUGCGCAAAGAUUUAUGAAUUCACAAAAUGAGGUGGCAUUUUUGAAGUCGAAAUUGAUACAAAUUGAAAAAUAUCGAUUGACACAGGAAAAGAUACCGAUUGAAGUUGAGAUCAAAGAAAAAGAGGCGGAAAUUCAUGAGAUGGAGAAGAAAAAGAGGAAUUUGAUUCUGGAGAUUCGGGAAGUUGAGGCCACUGAUGCCGAUAAUAAUCUGUGAGAUCUAGGGGAACAUUUUGGGGUAAAAUUUGAGAUUUUUGAAGCAUUUCGAGCUAAAAUUCGGAUUUUUCAUGAUUUUUUAGCGCUAAAAUUUUCUAAACUUGAAUUUUCCUUUUACAGUGACCAAGAAAAAGUGCAAGACGAAAUCGAAACCUACAACACUGAAAUUCGUGAAGUCGAAACCGCUGAAUCGAAAAGAAAAUCGAAUCUGAAAAAGUGCAAUAAUGAGUUGGUUCGAAUGACAAAAGAAUUGGACACGGAGACGAAAAAAGUGGGUUUUGGCUGGAAUUUUGGAUAUUUUUGAGCAGAAAUUUAUGGGAAAUCGUGAUUUUUAACCCUAAAUUUGUGGGAAUUCGUGAUUUUUGAGCUAAAAUUAGUGAUUUUUUAUCUGAAAUCUCAAUUUCCACUUGGAUUUUCAAGGCUCAUCAAAAAUCAGGUCUGAAAACCAGACCUAAAUUUUUCACUUGUAUUUUUCGAGACCCAUGAAAAUCAGGCCUAAAUUUGUCCAGCCUAAAAAUCAGGCCUGAAUUUCUUAGCUCAAAAAAAGAGGCCUAAAUUUUCCACGUGGAUUCAGGCAUAUCAAAAACAUGCCUAAAUUUGCCCAGCCUAAAAAAUGAGGCCUUAAUUUUCCACAUGAAUUCAGGCCUAAAUUUUUUACGUGGAUUUCUAGGAUUAUCAAAAACAUUCCUAAAAAUGAGGCCUGAAAACCAGACAUAAGAUUUCCACGUGGAUUUUCAAGGCUAAUUAAAUUAAAAUUCAUGAAAAAAAUCCAAUUUUUCUGCAGAAAAUCGAACUUGAAGCGAUGCCAGAAAUCGCAAAACGUCGAAUCGAAAUGCUCGAAUCAGAAUCGCGUGAUCUACUUGAACAAGAAGCCAAAGACACAAAAACGGCCAAUGAGAAUCUGGUGAAAUUCGAGAAAAAAGUGGUGGAUGAGCGAGCGAAAAAAGAGGCGGCCGAAGAAGAAUAUUCGAGCAAAAAUGCGAUUUUUAACGAGCUCAAAACGAAGACGACGGUUUUUGAGAGUGAUAUUUUGGAUAUACGAAAAUGUGCGCAAAGAGAUCAGGAAUUGUUGGAAGAGUUAAAAAUCCAGUUGGAAGGAUUACACAAGAAGUUGGAGGAUGAUAAAAAGUGA
Messenger RNA from Caenorhabditis angaria, 3112 nucleotides. NCBI's taxonomy places the organism in Eukaryota, Metazoa, Nematoda, Chromadorea, Rhabditida, Rhabditidae. The record is from the annotation of a GenBank genome assembly.